GAUUCCAAAUUGAGUUUCUAUUCUAUUUCUCUUAUUAUGUCCUUCUCUCCCUCUUCCUCCCUAGGGUUUCCACUACUGCAACAACAAGCUUCAGCAAUGGACCUGCAAGACGGUGUCGUUUCCAAACCGGUCGCGGUUUCCGCUUGCGUAGCCAUGGCGUUGCUCUACGUUGCUUCCUUAUACGCUCCCACCGUGCUCUUCCGUCUUCCACCUCCUUCUUCUCUCAACAGCUUCAUGAUCCGCCGCUUCCUAUGCGCCGCCGUCUCAACCGUUCUCUCCCUCUUCCUCUCCGCUCUCAUCCUCCCUGUGACGAAGGAGCUGCCAUACAUUUUUGGUGCUUAUGGCAUCCGAGGGGAUCACAUUUGGCAGGCUGUGGUCCUUCCUCUUUCCUUGACCUCUCUAAUGUAUGCUGGCUCUAUGUUCAACAAGUUUCUUUUGCUCUUUGAUUCUUGGAUGGAACACACAGCUUCUGGUGGUGGCCUUUCAUUUCAUUCAUGUAAAUGUGCCUUGACGAGGUUUCUUGGCUGGUUGGCUGCAAUUUCAUCAGAUGUUUUGACGUGGCGAUUCUAUGUUGUGGCACCCCUUACGGAGGAGUUGGUGUUUAGGGCGUGCAUGAUACCUUUACUUCUCUGUGGAGGAUUUAAACCAUACAAUGUUAUGCUUCUUUGCCCCAUUUUCUUCAGCCUGGCACAUCUAAAUCAUUUCAUGGAGAUUUACAUCAAGCAAAACUACAGAAUAAAGAAGGCUGUUAUGAUUAUAGGUCUCCAGCUUGGCUACACUGUUAUCUUCGGGUCAUAUGCCUCUUUUCUUUUCAUUCGAACUGGACAUCUUGCCGCUCCAUUAGUUGCUCAUAUAUAUUGUAAUUUUAUGGGACUGCCUGUAUUGUAUUCAGAGAGAAGUGGGAUUGUAAGUAUAGGAUUCAUAAUGGGAUUCCUGGGCUUCUUGUGGCUUCUUUACCCGGUGACGGGCCCAGAUUUGUACAAUGAUAGAAUAGAUAACUGCAAUUGUUGGCAGGGGUACUGCUCAUGGAAAGAAAGAAUACAAGAUUCCUAGAUCUACCUACUGCAUAAGCUGCUCUUACAUUUUGUAGAAUUGAAUAUUAUUAAGAAGGUAAUUUUAAUCGAAUGUACGUGUAUUUUAGAAAGUAUAUUAUAUGUUACCUUGACAUUAUUUUAUGAAUUAGAUAAAAAAAAUUAAAAUUUGAAGUCA
This is a messenger RNA of Lotus japonicus, 1209 nucleotides long. RefSeq names its product CAAX prenyl protease 2. Gene Ontology annotation, cellular component: endoplasmic reticulum membrane. Lineage: Eukaryota; Viridiplantae; Streptophyta; Magnoliopsida; Fabales; Fabaceae. The record is from RefSeq and is a predicted model, not a curated record. The coding region runs from base 37 to 1053 and encodes 338 amino acids. Gene Ontology annotation, molecular function: metalloendopeptidase activity. Gene Ontology annotation, biological process: CAAX-box protein processing. The transcript has 8 exons.